UAAGAAAAACAAGAACAAAUUAAUAUAGUUUAAAUUAUUAAUUUAUUUUGUAUAAAGUAUGUAUCAAAUUUCUAACGAUGAAGAUGAAUUUGAACCAAGAAUUACACCAAAACCUACAUCUAAGCUUGAUUGUUUUGCAGUACCAUCGGUCCCAGAAGUUUCUUUAAUAUUUGAUAAACCUUUAGGCUAUAAAACUAUAGAACGUACAGGCUUUCAGUCACCACCUGUUGAUCGUAACACUUCAACACAAAAGAGUAAUACUUCAUAUUCUUCAAGUGCAAAUGGAUCAUAUGCAGCAUGGAAACAACAUAAUUAUGUGUCUAGACCUUCUAACAAUAUUGGUAAUACAGUUCCUCAAAACAUACAAUCCAGUCAGAAUUAUGUUACACAACCUUAUUUAAUGAAAGAUACCACCACAGAGAGUCCAAAAGAAUCUAUGAGAAAUGAUCAUUGUUCAAUAAAAGAUAUUUCUAAUUCUACAAAUCUUGAAGAAAAGAAAUCUCAUAGAAGAAGUGAUAGUAACUCUUAUGGACAUAGCUAUCAUGUAUGUGAAAAUAAUAUAACACCUAUUGAUAAAACAGCUCAGUAUAACAAUUCAAUAGAACAGCGUGACUGUAUGUCUCCCACAUCACAUACUGUUAGAACUUACAUAGAUGCUGAUAAUUAUGCUGUUAAUAAGAGGGCACACUUCCCAUUAUGUGAAAAUCAAUUAAUAACUAAUGACUCUAAACAACAAAAUGUAUCAUUCAAUAACUCAGUUAAUGAACCGGAUAUACAAAACUCACAUAUCAAUCCUAAAAGCUUGAAAAAGAGUGAAUAUCAAUUACCACACUAUGUAGGACAGCAAUAUCCUUAUUUUAAUAUGAAUGCUUAUCCCUUUCCUCAAUUUCAUCCUUAUUCUGUUCAUAAUACAGAAAAUCAAGAAACAGUGAAGAACUUAUUGCAAAUUAUAAAUAGUCAAAAUGAACAAAUCAAAUCAUUACAAGUACAAGUGGAUAGAUUAUUGAAAAUGCAGGAGGAGAAUUUAAAAGAAAGAAAAAAGUGUUCAUGCUCUUAUCCAAUGCAACAACACAAUAGUCAAUUUUAUACAAAUUCUAAUGAUGCCUUGAAUAGUCCUAAUCAUAUUGCAGCACCAAAAAGCACAAAGAGAAAUAUAUGUCAAAAUGAAGUCUCCAAAGAUAAAAGGAAAGAAAAUUAUAAUGAAAAUGAAAACAUAAAUCAAAAUGAAUUGAUAUUGGCAGAAGCACAAGCAAAAAAAACAUUUAUGGAGCAGAAAGUUUCUAUAGGUGUAAUGACAAGUUUUGAGUUUACUGUACAAAAUAGUCCAUUUACACUAGAUGUUGAUGAUUGUGAAAAACAAGAUGGUCAACAAAAGAAAGAAAAUUUGAAACUAUGUAAUAACGUCGGUAUUUGUGACAAUAAUGAACCUUUAAGAAGAUAUAAGAGUUCGUUUACUCGAAUGCCCAGUGCACAAUUAGAAAAUAUAGUUGAAGAUUCAGAAAGCUACAUGUCAUCUAGUCAACAACAAAGCAGUAAUUUAAAUGCAAGCACAUCUACAAAAGAUGUGGAGAGACAAGCUUAUAUAGAUAUACAAAAAGAAACAGAUAUUCUUAGAUCUAAUUCGCCUAAAUUAGGCAAAAAUACGACUACAAAUUUAAAUCAGACUCGAGAUAGAAUACAAAAAGAUUUAGGAAGAAUUUGUACAGAAGAAGUGAGAAAUUAUGAUAUUGUAAAGGUACCAGCAGUACAAAGAAAUACUGUAAAUACAGAAUAUAAUGUUUUAGAAAAUAAAAAUGAUAAAAUAAGUUCUCCUACUAAUGCAGAUUAUUAUAAAAAGUUAAAAAUGAAAAAAGAUAGUGAUUCUAAUGGAAAAGCAAGUAAUUCUGUAAAUAGCUCUGAUUGUUAUAAAGAUUAUCAAAAGGGGAGACACACUUCUGUUGCUAAAGGUGUCAAUUGUAUUGAGGAUAGUUUGAUUUUAAAUGGUGGUGAUUUAAAAAUAAAUGAAAGACCACCUCCUACUCCAGAACCUAGCAUACAUGUAGAUAUGAACGAAUAUUCCAGUGAUGAUGAUAGUGAAAAAGUUAAACGUAGUUCAAAAGUGGGCUGGACGUUUUAUAAUAAUGUUCUGGGUCAGGUAAAUCAGUUGUUACAAAAUUCUUGUGUUAUAGAUGAUCAGCAACAGAAUCAAACAAAAAUAAAUCAAAACGAACGGUACGAGACUGAAAAUAAAGCAGUACUAGGUACUGUUAAACAUGCUACAUUGGAACAACUUAAAAAACUUGGGAUUAGUUUAAAUGAAAAUCCAGAAAGUAAAGAAUUGAAUAGCAGUAACAAGAUGGCGUUCGAUUUAUCGUUCUAUCCACGUUUGGAUUAUCAAGCAAAUAUGACACAAGCUACAAGUGGUGUAAAUGAAACAAAUACAAGUAUGCAUAUGAAAGCAUUGGCUUUAAAAUAUCUAACUGAUGAACAACUUGCUGAAUUGGCAGUACAAAAGCAAGGCUCAACGUCUCUGAAGCAUCUUAUGGUUAGCAAUGUGCAAGGCACAAAUAUGUCUUUUGCUACAAUGCGCUACUUAGAAAGAUAUCAGUUACUUCCAGGCAAGAACGGUAUUCAAACAGAAGAUAUUAAUAAAGUAGCAGUUGAAACACCAUCAAAAAUUGAUAUAAAACAUACAAAUCCAAAAAAUAGUCCUAAAGUAUUACAACGGUUUCCUUUCAAUCAAACGCCUAAAACGUCUUGUCCCAGUAAAAUUCUAGAUAUUUCAACUUUAAAACAACAACCUAAACUUUUAUAAAUGUUGAUGGUCUAAAUAUGAAACAUAAAUAUUCGAACUAUUUUAAUACAUUUUAAUUAUUUUUACUACUGACUACAAACAUUCGUUAGAAUUAAGAAUAAAUCGAUGUUCAGUAAGAUAUAUAUAUAUAUACAUUAUAUU
Molecule: messenger RNA, 2935 nt
Organism: Megachile rotundata (alfalfa leafcutting bee)
Lineage: Eukaryota; Metazoa; Arthropoda; Insecta; Hymenoptera; Megachilidae
Biological process (GO): protein localization to centrosome; smoothened signaling pathway; mitotic spindle organization
Cellular component (GO): microtubule organizing center
Source: RefSeq, a predicted model, not a curated record